Messenger RNA from Toxotes jaculatrix (banded archerfish), 2056 nucleotides. Its product is annotated as interferon-induced protein with tetratricopeptide repeats 5-like. Gene Ontology annotation, biological process: defense response to virus. Gene Ontology annotation, molecular function: protein binding. The transcript is spliced from 10 exons. The record is from RefSeq and is a predicted model, not a curated record. Lineage: Eukaryota; Metazoa; Chordata; Actinopteri; Toxotidae. Gene Ontology annotation, cellular component: cytosol.
UUCAGGUUCUGUCGCAGCACCGUGGACAAAGCCUCUGUCACAGCUCGGCCUCCUGAGGACACCAGAGACAGACCAUUAGAACCAGACCGGACCAACACACUACCUGGUCCUGUGGAUCUGAAGGAACCAACAAUCGUUCAGAGGAACCUGAAACGUCAUGUGAGGGGACACAGCGAUGCAGGCGAGGACAUGCGCUCCAGGCUGCAGCAGCUGCAGAGUCGUUUCACCUGGGAUCUGAAGAGGGAAGACUUGGAGCUGGACGACCUCAGCAGGCAGCUGCAGCACGAUAUCGACCUGGGGCUGGGACAGCGGGGGGCGGUGGCCCACGCCUACAGCUUCCUGGCUUAUGUGAGGUAUCUUCAGGAUCAACUGGAGGAGGCGGAGUCACUUCUCAAGCAAUCAGAGGAGAAGACCAGAGAGUGUUUUGGUGAGGAAAGCGAGCGACGGCUCAUCGUGACGUAUGGAGACCUGGCCUGGCUGAAGUACCACAGCGGAGACUACAAACAGUCACAAACCUACUGUCAGAGAGUCGACCACAUACUUGUGAAGUAUACCGCUGAUUCCUCCUCUGAUCUCCAUCCAGAGGUUUAUGGAGAAAAGGGCUGGACCUUCCUCAAGUUCUCCAAGUCCUACUAUCCCAAAGCCAUCGACUGUUUCCACAAAGCACUGGAGCUGUAGCCUGAUAGCUGCGAGUGGAACAACGGCUACGCUAUCGCCCUCUAUCGCACAGAACCGGAUAGUUCAGAAACAUAUCCCGAGGAGUCACCGGCCACCAAACAGCUCCGUCGAGCCCUGGAGAUCAACCCCGAUGAUGGCGUCCUGCUGUCCAUGCUGGCUCUGAAGCUGGUCAUCUACCAGAAGCACAGAGAGGCUGACGGUCUGAUAGAGAGAGCGCUGGAGCUCGGACCCGACGACACUCAAAUCAUCCGCUAUGCAGCCAAAUACCUUCGCAAGCAGAACCACCUGGAUCAGUCGAUUGAUCUGCUGCGGAGAGUGCUACGGAGGAGCAGCCAAUCGGCUUUCAUCCACCACCAGCUGGGUCUGUGCUACAUGAGGAAGAAGAGUCAACUGUUACCCCGAAGACCCCAGCCCGAGAGAGAGGUGCAGCGCUGGAGGCGUCUCAGCAUUUCCCACCUGGAGGAAGCCAUCAGGCUGAAGAGCUCCUUCAACCACGCCAAGGCUGCUCUGGCCCUGCAGUACGCCGAGGAGAAGGACCGAGCCAGAGCUCAGGAGAUGUUCAGUGAUGUGUUGGAGAAGUUGGAAGACGAACCUGAAAGCAUCCGUCAGUUUAUCUAUCGCUGCUACGCCGAAUUCUGCCACUACCACAGCAUCGAGAAAGAGCUCGCCAUCACCUACUACAGCAAGGGUCUGGAGCUCAGCACCAGGACGUCGGACAGGAAGCGCUGCAUUAAGAAACUGAAGCAGAUUGCAGAGCGACGUCUCGUCAAAGACCCCAAUAACACCAGGGCCUAUGGCAUUCUGGGAGAGGUAGCCAAGGCUGAGGGCGAGCGGAGGAAGGCAGUGGGGUAUUACGAGAAAGCUCUGGAAAGUGACGGGAACAACGCAGAGUAUCUGUCGGCUCUGUGUGAGCUGCGUCUGGAGCUGGACUGAUCCUGUACGAGGACGACUCUAUGAUCCAGUCCUGAAUGAACCAGGUCCCAGUGAAACACUGACUCUGGCUCCAGCUGGAACUUCAAUGUCCAGUGAAAGAAAACAAGACAAGAGAAGAACAACCAAGAGGACAAACACAGGGUUCCUGAGAGAGAGGAGAACACGACAGCCCAUCUCUGAGGUGGUCACUCUGUGUGUCCUCUCAGAACCAGAGCCAGUGUUCUGAUGGCUGAUCUGGUUCAUACUCUGUACCUAUAUGAUGCUGGUUUCUGGGUAACUGUGGCUGCUGGUGCAUGGUUUGAUGGUUAGAGACAGGAUCAGGGAGAGGAGACGGAUUUUACUGCUUCCACACUUUUCUCUUAUCUUUGCUACUUUUUGUGAAACGCUGCAGUUUUUCAGGCAAAUAAAGUCGAUUGAAACUAAUCUGAGAGUAAAACUUUAAAGG